CGACAGAAGAAAAAGAGGGAGAGACCGACUCACAGUGUUUCACCACGUGUGGACAGAAAACGAUAAACAGUUUUUAUCUUCUACUCUUCGUCAUGCGGCGGUGGGAAUAUUUUAGCUAACAUUUUAGAAGGAGGCGCGAGACACUAGCUUAAAGCAGGAGCAGCUGUACACACCUGUUUGUUUUCUGAAAGAAGGAGCACUGCUCUCCUGUCGCUACAAUUUUACCUUUAUUUUAAAUCUUUGUGAAACUUGAGUGUUAGCCAUGGAGAGAGACGACUAUCCUAACCCGUUUAUCACCGAGGUGAAGCUAACAAGAGUUCGUCGAAUCAGGGGAAUAAUCCUGGGUUGUAUCCUCGUUCCUCUCCGCAUCACGCUGGCAGCCAUCUUCUUCCUCAUCAUGUGGCCCAUUGCUCGGCUGAGACUAGCCGGUUUGUCCCAAGAGGAGCGCUCUCGACCCGUCACAGGCUGGCGCCGCUGGUUCUUCCACCCCAUCGUCUGGUCCCUGAGCCGAGCGGUGUUCUUCUCUCUGGGGUUCCUGUGGGUUAGGGUCAAAGGUCGCAGAGCCAACCUGAAAGAGGCGCCGGUUCUGGUGGUGGCGCCUCACAGCAGUUUCUUGGACAUGCUGGUUUUGUGUCCCACCCAGCUGGCCACAGUCGUGUCUCGUUCAGAGAACACCAGCUUACCCGUCAUCGGAGCUCUUCUGGAGUUCAACCAGUCUGUGCUGGUGAGCCGGAAGGAUCCGGAGUCGAGGAAGAAGGCUGUGGCGGAGCUCAUCGAGAGGCUGACCUCUAAGGGCUACUGGCCUCAGAUGCUGAUGUUUCCAGAAGGAACCACCACCAAUGGCCGCUCUCUGAUUAAAUUUAAACCAGGUGCCUUCCUUGCUGGAGUCCCAGUCCAACCAGUUCUGUUGCGUUACCCAAAUAAAGUGGACACCGUUCGAUGGGCGUACAACGGAACAACCUGGAAAGAGGUGGUGUGGCACACGACCUCACAGCUUUACACAAACAUGACUGUUGAGUUCCUGCCCGUUUACAACCCCUCUGAGGAGGAGAAGAAGGACCCCGGCUUGUACGCGGACAACGUCCAGAAACUCAUGGCCAAAGCUUUAGGAGUCCCGGCUACAGACUAUGUGAUGGAGGGCCGGCUUCCCGUCAGCCUGCAGGGCGGUUUGUCUCUACCGGUUUACUCUCCUGGCAGGAAAGCGUUGUCCCUGCUACGUAAAAACGGUCUGGGAGCAGAAGAGGUGAAAGUGGCUCUCAACAGAAUGUUGGACCGAUGUGGGCCAGGAGGUCAGGGGUCAAAGGCCAGUGCAGACGAGCUCGCCUCCAUACUUUCACUGGCUGAUAAACAACCAGCCGUGGACAUCUGUGGCUUUUAUUCUAAGGAUGAAACGGUGGACCUGAGCCAGGUUUACUUCAGUGUUUCGGCUGUUUCAGGGCUCACCAGCUUCAGCGCCCUGCUCCACUCCGCCUUCACCAUGUUUGACCGUGACGGCAAAGGCAGCCUGAGUGCAGAGGAGCUCUCUGAUCUCAUGGGGGCGCUGCUCGGCCAUCCUCAGCACGGCGUUGCUGCCCUCUACGCCGAGGCUUCCCGUCAGGGCCGGCUAACGGAAGGAAGUCUGCUGAAAGUGCUGACGACCCAUCCCACCUACCAGAGGGUGGUGAAUGAAUACCUGCAUCCAGAGGGGGUGGAGUCUGGGCUGCCGUUCACCACUCUGACCAAUGGGAAGGCGGAGAACAACAAUGGACUCUCGCUCAACGGAUCUCUCCAUCACAAGGAGGAAUGAGUGUUUCUGAACCGAGCUGUUUGACAGUUGAUGUUUCUAACCAGGAACGCUGGGUUGUUUUUAAACGCAGCGUCACCUGCACAGAUGCUGAUGUCAUCAUGAAGGUGGCAGAAGUGUGUGACGCUGCUGAAGGAUGAACGCUUGCUCGUGUCACUUUUUAUACAUGGAUGUGCUGUUUCAGGUGUUUUUAAGGAUGUUAUUUAUAAAGGUGUGUGUGUGUGUGUGUGUGUGUUUGAUAAAGUAUUAUUUUUUUUUUUGGUGUAUCUUGUUUAUUUUGACAAUAAACUGAACAUUUUAAACACAUUUAAA
Molecule: messenger RNA, 2095 nt
Organism: Nothobranchius furzeri (turquoise killifish)
Lineage: Eukaryota; Metazoa; Chordata; Actinopteri; Cyprinodontiformes; Nothobranchiidae
Gene: lpcat4
Product: lysophosphatidylcholine acyltransferase 4
Biological process (GO): phosphatidylcholine acyl-chain remodeling
Cellular component (GO): endoplasmic reticulum
Molecular function (GO): calcium ion binding; lysophosphatidic acid acyltransferase activity; 1-acylglycerophosphocholine O-acyltransferase activity
Source: RefSeq, a predicted model, not a curated record